Penicillium argentinense is the source of this 519-nucleotide messenger RNA. RefSeq lists its product as uncharacterized. Bases 1 to 519 code for a protein of 172 amino acids. The record is from RefSeq and is a predicted model, not a curated record. The transcript is spliced from 3 exons. Lineage: Eukaryota; Fungi; Ascomycota; Eurotiomycetes; Eurotiales; Aspergillaceae.
AUGAAGCUCCUCAUUAUCGUCAAUGCCCUUAUGGUGGCCCUUUUCAGCCACGUCGCGCUCGGUUUCGCCAUCGAGAGAUCUUCUCUGACGGCCCGCGAUGACAAGAACGGAACCGUCUCGACGGCCUUUGGGGAUGUCGUCAGCUCUUUCCAGCCAGAUGGCAAGCACAAGAUCGAGUUUUAUAGCGAGGGUGCUCUUGAAGUGACUGCCCUUGAGCAGGACGACGGUAGCGUUGCAUUCUAUGAUGUCGAUGGCAAGGUGAUCGAUCUCACCGACAUCGAGGAGGAUGACGACUUGCUCCAGAAGCGAGCCUCGAAGUUCCAGCUCGCUUGGCGCUUUGCUAAGUUGAUUGCCAAGUAUGGUAAGAAGGCGUGGACGUUCAUCUACUGCGUUGGCACUUCGCCUUUCUGGAGAUGCGGUGAUGAGUUCCUGGACUGUGCUGCCGGUGGCCGUGCUCCAUGGUCGUGCCCCGAGGGUGGAAUUUGCCUUGGCCAUGCCAUCUACAAGCACUGCAAGUGA